This is a messenger RNA of Closterium sp. Naga37s-1, 2589 nucleotides long. Lineage: Eukaryota; Viridiplantae; Streptophyta; Zygnematophyceae; Desmidiales; Closteriaceae. The record is from the annotation of a GenBank genome assembly.
AUGCGCCCGCGGACGGACCAGCCUGAGGAAGGGGGGGGUUACGGGGAGAAGGACACGGAGGGAGGGGUGACACGGGGGGUGAAGGCGGCGGUCGCUGCAAGGGCGGCUGAAACCAGCUGCGCGGAGGCGGAUGAGAGGCCGGAGGCGGCGGUGGUCGCGGUCGCGACGCCAGGGGCGGCGGCUGUCGAGGAGGAGGCGCCUGAUGGUGCUGCGGCGGCCAAGACGACGGUGGGGCAGGUGGGGCAGGGGGCAGACUCGGGCCAGUCUGACGAGACUGCCGCUGCCGCUGGCGGCGGCUUAACUUCACCCUCUGCCACCCCCCAGACUGCAUCGCGGCUUGCAGAGGAGCGGGUGCCGGUGUCGGAACAGGGGCUGCCCGUGGAGGUGGGGCUGGCGGCAUCCCCCGCCCCGGUGGCUGCGGCUGAGAUCGCGGCGGUUGUGACUGCUGCGGCUCGGGGACGGGGGGGUGAAACGGACGAAGUGGAUGCGACGACGGCCGCUGCGUCCGCCGGAACGGCUGCUGCUGACGAGGGCGCAGGCACGCGGGGGCGCGGCCAGGCGGCGGAUGAAAGACAGCGCCGCGGGAAGAGCGUCGCUUCUCCCGCCGCUGCUCCCGCCGCCCGCGGGAAGAAGGGGAAGUGGCCUCGUGCCCAGCCAGCAGCGAGGCGGCCCGGAGCAGGGCUGGGACCUGGUUCCCCGGGACCCCUCCUGGGCUGGCUGCUGCCAGGGCGGUCGCCACAAGAGCCAACGCGUCCGUCGUCAUCGCAGGGCGGGCCGUCCCAGCAGAUCGCCUCCGACGAAUUCCUUCCCGCCGGCGAACAAAUACCCGCCGACCGAGGGGCCGUGCAGGAACCAGGGAUGACGCCACCCGUGGAGCCGGGCCCCGGCAACCGCGCCCCGCCAGCAGCGACAGAGGUGGCGGCGGCAGCUGGUAAGAUCGGGCCCCCGCAGAUGGGAACCAGGCGCUCGGCGAGGAUGGGAGCGAUCACCUGGGGCCCGCCACGUGGCGGACGAACGCCGUGGAUGCCGGCAGGACGGGGGGGGCUCAACGGCGCAGCAACAGGAACGGCAGGCGGAGCGGGGAGGGGAGCUCGCGGGGGUUUCCGCGGAGGCCUGAGAGGGGGACGGGGGGGGCGCAACCGGAUCCCCAUAUCUGAUAUUCCUGUUAGAACAGGCCCUUGGCGGGAACGCCACGACAGGCCGGAGAUGCAGGAAGCGGGAGCGAAUGAGGAGCGCGAAGGUUCUGACAACUCCAGGAAUGACCCAGAGUUUAUGGGUGGUGAGGAGGAGGAGUCUGAAGAAAUAUCUUUAGACGAUGAGGAGGAACCGGCAAGGAGAGCCACACAACGCCAGGAGAGGGCGGCGGGUGGAGAUGCCCCACAAAGUCUGGGGGGGGAAGGAGAACCAGCCACGGAGGACACCGAUGUGCCAUCCCCUGCCGAUCUGGCUGGCGAUGACGCCAUCUGGCUGGCUGCGGGGGCGUGGAAUGUGGACAUCCUUCAGAAGGGGGAACAGCCUUUCCUGGUCCGACGAUUACCACCCCAGAUUCUGGACAAAUACACUCUGUGCAUGCUAGCCGCACUUCAUCGCCUGGACAAGAACCCGAGCUGCCCAGGUGGCUCGUUGAUGCUUCAGUUCCUACCGAGGCUCACGCUCAGGCCCGCCCCCGAACCUGUUACGGGGAGUCGCUGGACGCACAUCGAGGCGCGCCUUCACAAAUUUCAGAAGGGCGAGUGGGUUGACCUUUUCGAGGAAGCCGGGGUCAUCCCCGACACAGGAGGUCCGAUACGACACAAGGGAGAUGAUGAAGGGUGGAGCGUGGAUUACAUUCGCGCGCGCAUCCUAGAGGAGGACCUGCGGCGGCGGAGUGUGGAGCGCUCGGAGGAGGGGGCUGGCUAUGGAGUUGGAGGUGGAAAGAGUGGCUUCAAGAAGAAGUGGAAGGGCAAGAACAAGGACUACCCUAAGAAGGAUGGCGGCGGGGGUCAAGGGGAGGUGUGCUUCUACUGCAAGAAGCGCGGACAUCGUUGGCGGAAAUGCUACCAUCGACCCAAGGAUUGGACCCCGCCUUCAUCAAGCAACCAGCGUGGUGGCACGAGGAGUGGGGGAGUCAUGGGAGCUAGUGGAGAGGAGAAGGAGGAGGAGAAAGGCGGCAAAUCUGAGGAGCGGAAGGCCGGGUUCUUCUUCUUCGUGAACGAAGGCGCAACCGACCUCGCUAUGGCUGCCAAGGACUGGCAGCAGCAGCAGCAGGUGCAGAUUGGCUUGCGUCUGCAGGAGAUUGAGCGGUCUGCAGCGGAGGAGGUUCAGCUGCACCUUGAGGAUCUCCCUGGGUCAGAGCUGACCAGUGACCACAGUGGCGGUGGUGAGCAGCAAGGUGCUGGUCCUGCUGCGGAGGAGGGGUUGGAGGAUGAGUCGGCACGUGUGGACUCACCAUCUCAGCCCGAGCCUGCUGCAAACGCCAAGGUCACGAAGAGGAGUGUGCAGAGAGGAGCUUCACCACAUGGGCAGCAGAUUGCAACCCGCGAGAAGAGAGUGGCAGCAGCACCCUCUAGGCUGAAGUAUAGCCGUUUGGGAGGACCCAAGCAAGAUUGA